This is a messenger RNA of Dentiscutata erythropus, 1696 nucleotides long. The record is from the annotation of a GenBank genome assembly. NCBI's taxonomy places the organism in Eukaryota, Fungi, Glomeromycota, Glomeromycetes, Diversisporales, Gigasporaceae.
AUGAAUUCUCGAUUGCCGACUAUCUUAAAUACAACUUAUUUGACGUCAGGACUAAGUCGUGGAUUUUUUGAAUUUGUGACCAAGGUUGGCGAAGCUAGAAGCAAGCAGGAAGAAGAUCGAUAUGUCUCUCAAGAAAUUAUUUCUCUCAAAACCAAAUUAAAUCAACCCGAUAUUUCAUCUACGCAUGAACUUAGUAUUAUGCUAAUUAAUACAUUACAAAAGGACCUUAAGAGCAAUAAUUAUCUUGAAGUAUGCUCUGCAUUGACCGCUUUAUGUCAUUUACUAAAUAAGGAUAUGAUACCAGCUGUAUUUGGACUCGUAGAGGAAGCCUUAACACAUCCAAAAGAUAUUGUCCGUAAGAAAGCUGUAAUGGUGUUUCACAGAUUAUUUCAUGAUGCUCCAGAUACGAUGGUGCAUCUUGAUGAAAAAUUUCGUCAGAUGUUGACAGAACGUGAACCAAGUGUAUUAGGUUCAAUACUAUGUCUUUUUUUCGAAUUUGUAAAGGCUGAUCCAAAUAAAUUCAAAGAUUUGGUUCCUUCUCUAAUUAGCAUUUUGGAACAAGUUCUUGAUAGAUGGUUGCCACGGAGCUACGAUUAUCAUGGUGUUCCAGCACCAUGGAUCCAAAUAAAAAUAAUUGAAAUUAUGGGUUUACUGGCACAAGACGAUGAAAAGAUAAGUUCAGAAAUUGGACCUAUUAUUGUUCAUACUCUUAGAAAAGCAGAAAAUGGAGUGGAUGCUGCCUAUGCGAUAAUAUUCGAAUGUAUUAGAGCAAUAUCACGAUUACAUCCACAAACAUUAUCUACUCUCAUUCAUAAAUCUCCAAAUCUUAACCCAUUAAAUGUAAUAACUCGAUUUUUAAAAUCAAAUAAUCAUAAUCUCAAAUAUUUGGGAUUGACAUGCCUAUCUGAAAUCGAUCCAAUUUGGUGGAUCGAAGGCGAAUGGUGGGGUGAAGAACAAAUGAAUAUAAUUGUGGAUUGCUUAGAAGAGAGAGACGAUACUUUAAAGAGAAAGACAUUAGAUUUGCUUUACUCGAUGGUUAAUUCACAGAACGUUGUGGUGGUUAUGGAGCAUAUGAUAAAUGCUUUACGUACUAUUUCAACAACCGAUGAAUUUUCACUUGCUGGUGAUUUAUUGGAUGAUAAAAUUGUAAACUCUACAUUCCUGAUUAUCUCAAAGAGUAUUGAAAGUAAGGAAAAGAGUGAAGAAAUUCGUCAAUAUGCAGUAUCAGAAGCGAUAAAAAUUUUAGAAAGUGAUAUUAAUAAUAUGACUAAGAACCUAAUCUCAUGGGCUCUUCAGAUAUUAGGAGAAUUUGUGAAGUCUACUGAACUUCAGGAAAAAGUAUAUAAUAGAUUAUGUGAUCUAUUAACACAAGUUGAUUAUGAAAUUCAGGCUCAAGUAAUUACUACGAUGUUAAAAUGUGUCUCAAAAAUGAAAUAUUGCCCCGAUAAUAUAAUAGAAUGUGUAGCAAAAUGUUGUCAAUCAUCAUCCGGAGAUGUAAAACAGAGAAGCCGUGAGUUUAUAAUUUUAUCAAAAGACUUUGUAAUUUUGGACAAAAUUAUAAAACCUUAUGAAAAUUUUGAUGAUAUCACAAUUGAUGAAUCAUUAUCUUUUCUUGAUGAUUUCGUCGAAGAUGCAUUGAAAAAUGGAGCCAAACCAUAUAAUCGAAUACCAAUUACUCGUGAAGACACCAACGCAG